AUGUCUCAAGAAUUCGAUUUUACAAAUCAUAGUCAUAGAAGAUUUAAUCCAUUAACUUCGAAGUAUAUAUUAUGUUCACCUCAUAGAGCUAAACGACCAUGGCAAGGUGCUAAAGAAGAAAUUAAAAAGACCAAUUUACCAGAAUAUGAUCCAAAAUGUUAUCUUUGUCCGGGGAAUAUUAGAGCAACUGGUGAUGUUAAUCCAAAAUAUGAGUCAACUUAUAUUUUCACCAAUGAUUAUCCUGCUGUUAAAUUAGAUCAACCUGAUUAUGAUGAAGAAGAAAAUGAAACUAACCCAUUGAAAAAAAAAUUAUUCAAGACUCAAGGUGUGAAGGGAAAAUGUUUCGUGAUAUGCUUCUCUCCAAAACAUAAUCUUACAUUACCAUUAAUGACCAUCCCAGAAAUUGAAUCAGUGAUAAAUACAUGGAAAUCAUUAUACAACGAGCUAUUAGCAGAAUCAAUUGAAAAAAAAGCACCAUAUAAGUAUUUACAAAUUUUUGAAAAUAAAGGUUUUGCUAUGGGUUGUUCAAAUCCUCAUCCUCAUGGUCAAGCUUGGUGUUUGGAUAUUAUACCUACAGAAGUUAAUGAUGAAAUAACAAAUAUGACAAAAUAUUAUCAAGAAAAUAAUUCUCAUCUUUUGGGAGACUAUGUUAAAUUAGAAUUACAAGAAAAACAAAGAAUAGUAUUAGAAAAUGAUUCAUUUAUUGUAGUGGUACCAUAUUGGGCUUUAUGGCCAUUUGAAACAUUAUUAAUAUCAAAACAACACAUAAAAUCAAUAAAGGAAUUCAACUCAAAACAAACACAAGAUUUGGCGACAAUUUUAAAACAAUUAACUACAAAAUACGAUAAUUUAUUCAAUACUUCCUUUCCUUACUCAAUGGGUAUACAUCAAGCUCCAUUUUGCUCUGACUCACACGCAAAUUCGGAAAUAGAUUGUUCUUGGUUUCAUAUACAUUUUUAUCCACCUUUGUUAAGAUCAGCCACUGUAAAGAAAUUUUGUGUGGGGUUUGAAAUGUUGGGUGAAGCUCAAAGAGAUUUGACUAGUGAACAAGCUGCCAAAAGGUUACAAGAAUUGGAUGGCGAUAAACAUUACAUGAAUUUGAUAGAGUAA
Messenger RNA from Lodderomyces jiufengensis, 1110 nucleotides. RefSeq names its product UDP-glucose:hexose-1-phosphate uridylyltransferase (gene GAL7). Bases 1 to 1110 code for a protein of 369 amino acids. Lineage: Eukaryota; Fungi; Ascomycota; Pichiomycetes; Serinales; Debaryomycetaceae. Gene Ontology annotation, molecular function: UDP-glucose:hexose-1-phosphate uridylyltransferase activity; zinc ion binding. The record is from RefSeq and is a predicted model, not a curated record. Gene Ontology annotation, cellular component: cytoplasm. Gene Ontology annotation, biological process: beta-D-galactose catabolic process via UDP-galactose, Leloir pathway. The transcript has a single exon.